Scaptodrosophila lebanonensis is the source of this 4641-nucleotide messenger RNA. RefSeq names its product proton channel OtopLc (gene OtopLc). Lineage: Eukaryota; Metazoa; Arthropoda; Insecta; Diptera; Drosophilidae. Gene Ontology annotation, molecular function: proton channel activity. Gene Ontology annotation, biological process: proton transmembrane transport. The coding region runs from base 64 to 4428 and encodes 1454 amino acids. Gene Ontology annotation, cellular component: membrane. The transcript is spliced from 7 exons. The record is from RefSeq and is a predicted model, not a curated record.
AAAACCGAUCGAGACUUGAGCUCGACAGGGAUCGAAAAAAGAGUCGAAGCUCCAGUACGUGACAUGGAUAGUUCACCAGACCUGUCGCUGAAGCUGCGACGCGGGUCGAGCGAUUCGCGCGAUAAUUUCUAUAUGGACUUUGCACAGGGCAUCGAUUCGGAUAUCGAGGAGGUGGAUAACAGUCAGUUGCCUGCCGCCCUACCAGGGGUAGAAGGUGGAGUAGCGGUGGUGCCCCCACCACCACUUCCCACAGCCACAGCACCGCUGACUCUGAGCGAGGAGGUGCUAAUGAUGGUGGCACCACCACCACCUACAGUGAGUUCCAUGGCCACACCAUUGCCCACGCUUACGGAGACGGAGGAUAUGCCACCGACGCCGCCACCACAGCAGCUAAGUCUGGAUGCCACUUCUCCGCCAGCCUCACCAACAACAUCGGUGCUAGAACUCAUACCACCGCCGCCGCCGCCGCUUUCACCCAUGGACGAUGCCGGACUGCGCACCGAUGAUGAGACAGAUGAUGCCGAUGAGGCUGGUGAUGAAGCAGAAGAGGAGGAAGAAGACGGUGAAGUAGCUCAAAUUUCGCUCGGAGGUCAGGCACUAAUGGCACCCGAAUCGGAGGCCGAUGACGAUGAGGACGAAGAGAAAUCAACACCGCCACCACCACUACCACCCCUACCUUCAAAUUUGUCAUAUGUGCAGGGCACAGGAGCUGGCAUGCUGCCCUCGGCACCCAUAACACCGCCACUGACCAAAUCACCCUCCACAUCACCAUCACCACCGGCUACACCACCGCCGUACCCACAGUUAUCCAAAAUGGUCUCACCACCACCACAGCGUGUCGCACAGACACAACCAUUGACCCCAUCCUCUGAGAGCGAUCAGUCGCAACCCAAUUCGCCACCACCACUGCCACAUCAUGGAGCACGCGUCUCGCCGCCGAUCUCUGUUGGCGAGACACAGCAACCACCGCCGGAGCAGCCUGCCACCAGUGGGGGCCAGCAGUUGGCCGCCGAGGAGUACAGUCGAUCCCUGGACAACGAAGAUGAGUCCACCACAAUAACUACUCCACCUAGCAAUGGUUAUUCGGCUUCAUCGAUCAUUGCACCUCCGCCAGAGCACUUUGGGGAGCUCGAGGAAGAUGCAGCUGUUACCAACGGUUUUGUGCCACCACCAGCUGGCUUAGAAGAUCGUGUUGCCAGCGAACAGGAUGAGGACGAAGCGGAUGAGGAGGAGUUAACCAAAGUAGAGACCGAUGACCUAUCCGUGGAUAAGAUAUCGCUCACGCGAGGGGAUGAAGCUGAUGCUGAUGAUGAUGAGCCGGCAGCUGACAGCAUAAGCUCACCACGUGCCGCAAGCAUUGCCAGCGGUGGCAUCAUCUCGACCAGUGGUGCCAUUGCCGCAGCCAUUGCCGCUGCAGGAGGGCGACGUGCCGAUGGUUCACCCAAGCAAGAUAGUCGUGUGCCCAGUCGAAGCGUUAGUCGCAGCAGCAUCAACGCCUCACGUAUCGGCAGUCGUGCCGCCUCACGCAGUGGCAGCGUACGCGGUGGUAGCUUGGGUUCUCGUGCUGCCGCACCACCACCAGUGCUCUCGCCACAAGCUUCCCUCAAAUCGGUUAAGAGUCCAGUGCUCUCCAUAAAGUCCGGAUCACACCGCAGUGGUUCUGGUUCACCACUUGUUGUAGAGCGGGUGCAGAGCCCACCUGUAGGUGAGGGUGCGCCCGUUAUGCCGUCUCCACCCCUGAUGCGCAGUCCACCACCAGAACUGGCCAAAAGCCCGCCACGUCAGAUGCACAGUCCGCCACGCAUCACGACACCACCACGGGUCUAUAGUCCCCCCCUAGUCAGCAGUCCUCCCAAGCUGGCACAGUUAGCUAGCGGACCCGCGGAGACGGCUGCAGCUGCAGCUAUUCAAAAGGAGCAGACAAGCAGUGCCACUGAUGGACCAAUCGCCACACUGAGCUACCAGGACGAACAGACGCCACCGCCGCCGCUUCAGGCACAGACACAGGCACAGUCAACGCCAGCGGUGGUGACCACACAACCACAGCCUGUGCGGGCACACUUUACGAGCAGCCACCAUCACUACCACUUGCCGCAUCAGUUCCAGCAUCCGCAUCAUCAGAACCAUCACACGCACAGUGUUCGCGUCCCAACGCCCACCGUGCCGAGCAGCUAUGCACCCGGGGGUGGCGGCGGUCCAGGACGUGGUGGCAGCGGUAGUGGCGGUGGCGAAGACAGCAGCUCCAGCCCCAGCUAUAGUCGUCGUACACAGUUCAUGAGCGCUGCAGCGGCUCCAACAAGCGCUCUGCUCAUUGCGCCGUCGGAGGGUACGUCCGUGACUGCCAUUUCGCCGGGUCGUAUGUCGGCGCGGUCCGGCUCUCAGCAUCAUGUGACCAUCGAUGAGUCCAGUUUACCGCACAAGAGCAGCGUGGAGAGCGCCGGACCCAGUGGCGUUAUUAUCGGCCCGGGCACCGGGCAUGGUGAUGAUGGCGGUGGGGAUGGUGGUGGUGGCAGCGGUGGUGACAGCUCGGAGCCACCCUCCUCACCGGGCAGCUCAUCACAGCGUCAGCUGACCAAUCAGGAUAGCGAGCGUCCCAACGAUCAACUGGCCCUCAUGUAUCACUCACAUCAGUUGACCAACUAUCCAGUAUUGCCGGCCAUCAAACGAACACAUCGGCCCUCGUUUGUGUAUCCACCAAUGCCGCGUAUCAAGGCCGGCGAUGCUCUAGCCACACUCUUCUCAGCACUCUAUGGAAAACUGCUGGUUGUGAUGGGCAUAGCAUUCCCAAUGGCUGAGGUCAUUUCCACCUACAUACCGCCUUCGUUCUAUGAGGUCUACUAUUUGUACUUGUACAUUGGAAGCAUGAUCUUUUUGCUCUUCAUGUACGCUACCAUGCUCUGGGGACGUCCGAAGCUGCCGGUGCCAAUUACCUCGCCUACCAAAUCAACGGCAAAGGUGAGUGCAUCGGACAGCCUCGAUGAAUCGGAUACGGACAGCACUUCAACGCGACGCAACCACAUGCCGCCGGUCAUACCGGUACGACGGCCAUCGUUGCUCUCCCCGCUAGGCCGACAACAUCAUUAUGGCAGCUUUUACUUACGCAUGGGAGCCGUGGCUUUCGGCAUUGGCAGCAUGAUCUACUCGGGGCUAGAGUUUGGACAGUACUUCGAGCUGAAUCCGGACACCAAAUGCCAUAAUGUGCUGCUCGCCUUGACGCCAGCGACGCGUAUGGCCUUCAUCUUUAUACAGAUGUACUUCAUCUUCUUGAACAACGAGCAGAUCAAGGUGUAUCGCUAUAAGAUCAUCGCACGCUUCGGCCUCAUGCAUAUGAUCGGCACCAAUCUGGCUGUGUGGCUUAACGUGCUCAUUCAGGAGACCAAACACGAAAUACUUACUUUCUAUAAUCCGGAGAAUCGGACGCUACGCAUCUCACAUCGCAUACCGGGACACUCCCGUGGUCAUGCGGUAAUUGCGCCUACGGUUAUUGAUCCUACGGCACAUUUACGUGUGGCCCGUGGCCUCAAGGGCCCCUAUCAGAUCUUCGAGUGUCGACGUACCAAUAUUAUUGGUACUUUGGUGCAGGAUGCCUCACCAUUCCUGUUCCCCUGCACCAUUGAGUACUCGCUGAUCUGUGCCGCAAUUCUGUAUGUGAUGUGGCGUAGCAUUUCACGGCCUCAGAGCAACACACCCCAACGUCCGGAUAUGAUAAGCUCGCCAAUGAAACGUUCACCCCAUCAUUAUUCCGUAGACUGUGCGCGUGCCCACAAGGGUCUCUUUGUAGGCAUCCUGAUCCUAGUGCUAACCAUCAUCUCGCUAAUCAUAUUCUUUGUGCUGAUUUCUCGACCGGAGUUCGUUGCUCUUGCCGUCACCGAGGUGACCAUUUGCGAGCUAUUAAUAUAUGGAACAGCCACAAUUGCCACUCUACUGGGCAUGAUACAGAUCCGUCAUCUACAGUACGAUGCCUAUCGUAGCUUCUCGCUAGACGACAUCUUGUUGGUGGGGGCCCAGACGGGCUCAUUCCUCUACAAUAUCUUCACAGUGAUUGCCGGCCACUUCACGCUUCGCAGCGACGAUAUGCUGGUCCCCAUUAAUGCUCUGGCCUCCAUUGUGCAGACGGCUUGCCAAACCAUGUUCAUACUGGACGCCAGUCGCCGGCAGGCGGUCAGUCCUGAGCACAUACGCAAGAAACCCGGCCGGGAAAUCGUCACCUUCAUGUUGGUGGUCAAUCUGGCCAUGUGGGCCAUUAGUACGCUGGAGAAAUCACGCGCUGAAUCGCAUCCCAUACAACUGAACUUCUAUGGUCUUUGGGCCUGGACCAUCAUUACGCAUGUGUCCAUGCCGCUGGCCAUCUUCUAUCGCUUCCACUCGACAGUGUGCCUGUGCGAGAUCUGGAAGCGGGCCUACAAGCUGAAGCCCACGUACAUGUGAGAAUUCGCCCGCUCGCGCAUACAAAGUAUUGCGCAGCAGCAACAAUUCUGUGAGGAUCUCAAAACGAAUCUAUCCUAUUGCUACUGCUCCACCACACUAGCGGGCGGGGAGCUUGAGACCGUUGAGGAGGUGGACAGUGGCGGCACUGGCAGCGGCAACACGGGAAACAAUGAGGAAGCGGCCGAACAGAACGGCGGCAAUGCCGGCAGCAAG